This is a messenger RNA of Microplitis mediator, 3964 nucleotides long. RefSeq names its product ER membrane protein complex subunit 2-like. Gene Ontology annotation, cellular component: EMC complex. Bases 176 to 1048 code for a protein of 290 amino acids. Gene Ontology annotation, biological process: protein folding in endoplasmic reticulum. Gene Ontology annotation, molecular function: protein binding. The record is from RefSeq and is a predicted model, not a curated record. The transcript has 6 exons. Lineage: Eukaryota; Metazoa; Arthropoda; Insecta; Hymenoptera; Braconidae.
UAGAGCUGUAGAUUUCCGUCAACUUGCAUUGAGGUUAGCAACUGAGGAAUUGAAUAUGUGUCAAUAUCACCCUGCUCUCGGUGCUUAAGUUGAGCUUAUUUAAGUUAUAAAAUCAAAGUUAGGAUUGCCUACGUUCAUAAAAAAUAUUGAUUGUUCUAUAAAUACAUUUAAUAAUAUGCCUGAGAACUAUGACAAUUUGACUUAUUCAGAGGCAAGAAGCUUACUAAGAACAUGGAGAGAAAAUUCCGAACGAAAAAGCCGGGAAAUAGUAGAUAUUUGGCAUUCUGUACUGAUGGAUAAAAUGGAACAACUUGGAAAUGAAAAGUACUUGAUUUUGGAACAAGUUUGUGUCGCUGCAUUGGAUUGUUAUAGAUUGUCUUUGGCGGAGUAUUGCAGCAAAAUAUUGAUGAAAGAAUUUCCUGGUAGUUUAAGAGUACACAAAUACCAUGCUAUGCAUUUGGAAGCUCUGGAAUUAUACGAUGAAGCAUUAGAAGUAUUGGAAUCAAUUAUCAAAAGAGAUGAAACAAAUGCAGCACCAAGAAAACGUAAAGUCGCUAUUUUCAAAGCUCGUGGUAAAACAUCUGAAGCCAUCAGAGAGCUUACGGAGUACCUCAAAGUGUUUAUGAGUGAUCAAGAAGCUUGGCAUGAGCUUUGUGAUUUAUACUUGAAAGAACAAGAGUAUGGUAAAGCUGCAUUUUGCAUGGAAGAGCUGAUUCUUCACAACCCACAUAAUCACCUUAUUUAUCAGCGGUAUGCUGAGAUAAAAUAUUCACAAGGUGGCUUCGAAAAUAUUGAAAUCGCCAAAGCAUAUUUUAGUCAAGCUGUGAAACUGAACAGUAAUAAUCUACGAGCUCUCUAUGGCUUAUUAUUAUCUUCAAAUUAUCUCGCAACAUCUCCUAAGUGCAGUCUAUCAAAAAAGAAGGAAGCGAUAAAACUAAGUGAGUGGACAGCAAAUCAAAUUGAAAAGCAGUACAAAGCCAAAGUUUCUGAUAGUAUUAGCAUUAAGAGCUUAGAAGGUUUGAUUGGAAAAUUACAACUAGAUGCAUAAAAAAAAGUAAAUUUAGUAAUUGACUGUAAGAAGAAUAACUUUUAUGUGCAAAUAUCGAUUUUUUUUUUUAAUCGAUCACUUUUAAAACGCAAUUAUCGUAAACUAGCACCGAUUUCUAUUAAUGUUUUUCUUUUUUCCACAUUAAUUGAUGUUUAUCUACAUUUUUAAAUUUAUAUCUAUUCGAAAUGAAAAGUCACGAAGUAGAUUUGUUAUUUCCAUGAACGAAAACAACUAGAAAAAUCACUUAAUCAUAUAAUCAAUUAAUUUAUUUAGAAUAGAUUUCAAACGGGUGAAAAAAAAAUUGUUUAAACUUUUUCAUUUUUUACUGAAUCUAUCAAAUAGAUGUUAUGUAAAUCUAAUAAUAUUAAUAAAUUAAUUAGAACGAACAAAUAUUGGUAGUCAUUAACGAUCUAAUUAUAUUUACUCAAUUUAUUACCCUAUUGCGUAAUAUAAAAAGAUUGAAAUAAUCAUGUAAUCAAAGAAGUAUUGAAAAAAUAAAAAAUGUUAAUUAUCAUGAGCAAUAUGAGUUACGGUCGCAUGACCUAAUGAUGCCAUUAAUGCAUAAUUGAAAGGGAGAGAAGGGAGGUUUCCUAAAACUGAUAGCCUACGCCCCCCUCCCCUUCCCAGGUUCUGACGUCACUUCGAUUUUGGAUCCGCCCUACCCUGAUUAAAAAUGCUCAUUGAAAAAUAUUGAAAAAGAUGAGGAUUGAAUACUUUUGAAUAAAUCCUAUUCCACAAGGUUUUCUUCUGGGCAUAAAAUUAAUACUUUUCAAUUAUAUUGAAUCGAAAAAUAAUAUAAGAAUUUCUAAACUUCCAAAGAAUUGAAAAAGAUUCGAAUAAAUUGAUAUUUUUAAUCUUUCUGGAUCCUCGUCAAUAACAAAAAAGUUUCGAAUUUUACGGUUACGAGUAGCAUUGAAAAAAAUUCGAAUAAAUUGACAGUUUUCAAUUUUUCUGAAUCUUCCUCAAUACCAAAAUAGUUCCAUAUUUGGGUUAAGAGUUGGAUUGAAAAAGAUUCAAAUGAAUUGAAAUUUUCAAUCUUUCUGAAUACUUCUCAAUAACAAAAUAAUUUCACAUUUCGGGUCAAGUGUGGGAUUGAAAAAAAUUAAAAUGAAUUGACAGUUUUUAAUCUUUAUGAAUUUCCCUCAAUACCAAAAUAGUUCCAUAUUUCGAUUUAUGACUUGAAUUGAAAUGAAUUAAAAUGAAUUGACAUUUUCCAUCUUUUCUGAAUUCUUCUCAAUAUCAAAAUAGUUCAGUUUUUUGGAUCGAGUGUAGGAUUGAAAAAAAUUGAAAGACAUUGAGAAUUUUCAAUUUUUCUGAAUUUUUCUCAAUACUAAAAUUGUUCCAAAUUUCGAGUUAUGACUUGAAUUGAAAUAAAUUAACAUUUUCGAAUCUUUCUGAAUCUUUUUCUAAAAUGAUGAAAGAUUGAAUUCUUUUCAAUACUUUUGAAUUCCAUUAUAAGAAUUAGAAAGUAUUCAAAUGAUCGAAAUUUCAAUUCCAUUUGAUAUUUUUCAAAAUCUCCGUAUGGAUUGAAAAGAAUUCAAAUAAUUUUCAAUACUUUUCAAUGAGUAUUUUCAAUCAAAGUAACACGGACGUGCCAUUAAUUUGAUUACAACCAACCCGUGUAAAAAAAAUUUGUUCCAAAAAGAUUCCAAAAAAGUUCCGCAUGUGGAACAUCCAAAAAUGAGACAGAUUAGAACUUCGAAUGGAACUUUUUUGGAAUGUUAGUAAUUUUUAUGGUAAAAAAAAAGUUUUUAUGAGCAAAUUUAGAGUCAAAAAUGGACGUUCUUGGAACUUUUUUGAAAUUUUUUAUGAACGUUUUUUUUGUUUUAUAAAAAAUUUAAAAGUAGUGAUUUUUGAACUAUUUUGGCAUGUUCCUGGAACGGCUUUAGUCUACAAAAGAUGCAAACGUAGUGAUUUUAGAAUGUUUGGAAUACCUUUUUUAGUCCAUAAAGAAGUCGGAAGUGGUGGUUCUGGAACUUUUUUGGAAUGCUUAUAUAAAAUCCCAAAAUAGUUCCAAAAUCUUAUUUUUUUGACGCUAAAUUUGCUCAUUAUAAAUUUUUUUACCAUCAAAAUUACUAAUGUUCCAAAAAUGUUCCAUUCGAAGUUCUAAUCUGUCUCAUGUUUAGAAGUUCCACAUGCAGAACUUUUUUGGAAUCUUUUUGGAACGAUUUUUUUUUACACGGGAACAAGGGACUACUUGCUACUUUAAUUUCGCACCUCAUAACGCGAAGCGUCAGGCGUGCUCUAUAUUGCUACAAAAUUUUCGUUUAAUUUACCCGAUUUGAAUCUCUAAUACACUCCCAGAAAAUUCAUAAAACUAUAAUUCCGAUAGAAUUUCCAUGGUAUAAAUAAGUAAGCAGCUCUGUAAUAAUUAUUUUAUUAAAAAGUAAAUAUAAAGAAGACAUACAGGAAUAAAUAUAAUUUUUAAAUUGUUAUUUUCAUUUUUAUGAUUUUUAAAGUGUAAUUUUUUAAACUAAAUUUAAUACAACAGGAUUUUGUAAGAGUUAUGAUGUUACAUCAUAAAAAAAUUAUUUAACAGUAAAAAUUACAAUGAUAUUUUCUCCGCGAAGCAUCUACUUUUCUUGGUACAGGCUACUCAGUAAAAAAUAUUGUGUUAAAAGCAAUACAAACUGUGUGUUAAAAACGGUUCACACAAUAUUUGUGUUAUUUUUUAACACAGACUAUUUGCGUUGAAUUUCAACACAUUUGUGUUAAAAUCUCAAGACAAAAUUCGAGUAAUACGAGAAGUGAAUUCAACACUUUUUAAAUGUCAGUAGCGAAAGAAAAAAAAAUGUUAACUUUUACAUUUCAUUUUCGGCUUGUUGUGUUAAAUUCAGACACACAAUAUUUGUGUUAUAUUUAAACAAAAACUAUGUGUCUUAAAUUUGAACACACAAUGUUUGUGUUAUUAUUUAA